UCUCCGUUCAAACUUCGUCACUUAUCCCCAAUUCAUCCCCGAAGCACCACUAUACUUUGCUAUAGUCCUCCGAAACAUCCCCCUCAUUCUCUCUUCUCAAACGCUCGCUGUCCCUCCUGAACCCCUUCGCUCGUGUGUGCAACGCCUCAAAAGAGCGCCGUGCAGAGCGCCGUCAAGAGCGCCGUGUGUUGGGUCCACAUACCACAGCAGCUCCCACUCGGAACACGCCCAUGUCGAAUCGUCCCGCCAUCUUUUCGCCGCUCGCCCUCGCUCGACUCCCCAACUACCAGAACGACCCGGCCGUCGCUCACUCUUCAUCAUCCAGGGAAAAGCAGGACGAUACCGACCACGUCUCUCGCCAAUUGGUCCAUCUCGGCCUGCUCAGGCCGAAACACAUCGCCGCCAGAGACAGGAUCGUCCGGGGGCCUGGCGCCGCCGAGGCCUACCCAAAGAAGAAUACCUCCGUCACGGCGAGGACAGCGCCCGCUCUGCGCCCCCGCCGACCGGCGUCGCUCGAUACGAGCCCCUCGGAGAAGAGCUCCGGCAGCAGCAGCAACUCCUGCGCGAACAAUUCGACGACGACCCUCUCCCGAGGCGCCAUGACGGGCAUGCUGGAUACAGAUCGGAGCCGCACGCGGCGGGAGCGGACGUUUGUGGGGAGCGAGUGCGCCGUGUGCGAGGAGCCGCUGGAGCACACCCUGCGCGGUGAGCGCAUCCUGCAGUUCUCCUGCGCCCACGUCUCCCACGGCGCCUGCUUUUACGAGUACAUGAAGCAGUUCGACUCGCGGUAUUGCCCGACCUGCAAUGCGCCCCUCGGCCUCGACACGAGCCGCGGCGGAAACGUCUUAGAUAUUGAAAAGCUAAGUAGUAUGGUGCGCUCAGUAUCUGUCAGCGAACGCGGCUCGGCCGCCCCGACCCCGACACCGUGGGACAGCCAGACGGUGCGUCCACCAAGCUACGAAUCCGGCGCCCGACCAAAUCACGACCGCGAACGCGAUACCCAGUCACGGAAUGGGAGGGAGAGCGCCUCCGGGCACCGAGACGGACGAGAUCGGGAUGGACGUGAGAGGGAACGUGACCGAGACGGCAGGGAACCAGAGCGGUAUCCCUCGUCGAACGGGGCCCACCGCCGAUCAGACAGCGAGGCGACAGGAUCCAAUGGAUACCCCGAUACAUCACAGAGCGUCGCGCCCUCACGGCGCCAUGACUACGACGUCCAGUCCGUGGAGACGGGCGUCGUCAGCCCGCGCUCUAGCCGCAAUCCCAUCCCACCUCCCCUCGUCUCCAUCCGUUCCGAGUUUCCCACCCUCAACCGCUCGCGAGCCCAGCAGACCCUCGCCUGCCUCAUCACCAUCGAGGUGCCAGAUAAUAACUGGAGGCCGGAUCCGGAGGAUGUGCGCAUACCGCCGAUGCCCAAGCUGCGCGAGGAGGAGCGGUAUGCGAGGCCGCCAUCGCCUGUGAAGACGGUGCCGCGCUUCUACCCGUACGAGUCGCCGGAGGUGCUGGAGGAGAUGACCGAGAGCCUGCGGAGUCGUGUGGAGAACUGGCACAGUCUGGACUUUUCAAGGUUUGGCAAAUUACGACUAUACGGCACGAUACGCGUGGGGAAGGAUAAGGUGCAGUGGCAGGAGCUGGAGUGUUAUCUCUUCUCGGAGAUGCUCAUCUGCGUCAAGGAGAAGAAGGCCACACCCCUGCAGCAGUGGAGCGACGAGGGGAAUGGGAGGAGGGCGAGCCGGUGCACGCUCAAGGGCUCCAUCCUCAUCCGGAAGCACCUUGACGGCGUCACGCAGACAGCAGCGGGCGAGACCCUGGGCAUGACCCAGCGCAUAACAUCAUCUAAUCUCACCCCGGCGUCGAAUCCCAGGCCGCUCGAGGAGAACACCCUCACCCUCAGCCUCUCCGUCGCUGAGCUUCCGCAAUUCCACCUCCAGUUCGACAACCUCACCCAGCUCCGCAUGUGGCAGCAGGCGCUGCAGGACCUCCACCCCCCAGAGGCGGCAUCCAGAAAUGGCGCUGAUUACGACCAGGAUGCUGCGUCGGAGGCGGAAGAGGAAGACUGGCGCAGGACACUUCCGAGCUCGAAGCGCGACUCCUCCCUGCAUUCGUCUUCGUAUGCAACAAGAUCCGCUACAACGGCACCCACCGAGUACACCAACCACCGCUCCGUGCGCCUCUCCGACCCCAUCCACGUUCCAGUUGACAUCGUGGUCGUGGUCCCCGUCUCGUCCUCCAUGCAGGGCGUCAAGAUCUCUCUUGUGCGCGACGCACUCAACUACAUGGUCCAGAGCCUGUGCGAGCGCGACCGCAUGGGUCUCGUAACCUUUGGCUCGGGCGGUGGCGGUGUGCCCUUGGUGGGUAUGACAACGAAGACGUGGAGCGGAUGGUCAAACGUCCUCUCCCAGAUCAAGCCGGUGGGCCAGAAGCUGCACCGCGCCGAUGUGGUGGAAGGCGCAAACGUCGCAAUGGAUCUGCUGAUGCAGCGGAAAAACAAUAACCCCAUCGCCACGAUCCUGCUCAUCAGCGACGCGUCGACGUCGGAUACGGAUAGCGUGGAUUUCGUGGCGUCCCGCGCCGAGGCGGCCAAAAUCGCAAUCCACUCCUUCGGCCUGGGCAUGACGCACAAGCCAGAUACCAUGAUCGAGCUGUCCACGCGCACCAAGGCGCAGUACACGUACGUGAAGGACUGGAUGAUGCUCCGCGAGUGCCUCGCUGGCUGCCUCGGUUCCCUCCAGACAACCGCGCACCAGAACGUCAAGCUGCGCCUUCGCCUCCCUGAGGGUUCCCCUGCCAAGUUCGUCAAGAUCAGUGGCGCCCUCUCCGUGACCCGCCGCGCCUCGGGCCGCGAUGCAGAGGCCUGCCUUGGUGAUCUCCGCUUCGGUGACAAGCGCGACGUCCUCGUCCAGCUCGUUAUUACCCCCGACGCUGCGUCACCUGACCAUCCCCCAUCCGACCCAUGGGAGACCAUCAUGUCGAACCUCGAAGCGCUCUCCGGCCCGCUCGAAGACACAUCCCCGCGCGCCCUCUCUGUCGAGGAGGUCCCGCUCAUCCAAGCCGAUCUAGCGUGGGGUGAUCUAUUACGUCCCAACACCACCACCCACCUCCCCCGCCCUUCAUUGCUGGCAAUCACCAUGCUACCUCCAUCGAAGAAAUCGGCAUCUCCACCAACCCCACACAUCCCGCCUCACCCCUCCGUCGUCCAGCGCCGCAUGGAGCUCCUCACAGCAGACAUGCUCACCCGCGCCCUCUCCCUCGUCGCCCGCGCCCAACACGACAGCGCUGCCCACCUCCUCACCGAGACACGCUCCAUACUCAAGGGUCUCGCCAAGGGCGGCCUCCCACCCAUCCCGCCGCCACCUCCUACUGGCGCACUUCCCAUCCUCCCCUUGCCCGGACAGGGCAGGAGUAGCAGGAUCCAGGAGGGCAAAUCGUCCCCGCCUUCUCUCUCCCCAACCGCGUCCAUCGCGCACCUCCCACCCCCGCAACCGCCGCCCUCGGCAGCCCUCCCUAUCCCGCGCGAGCGCGAGCAAGGCGUCGGCCCCGCGACAGCAGCGGGCAUCGACCCAGCUGUCGUCGCUGCCCUCGACGCGGAACUCGAGGGUAGCCUGGAGUGGAUCCACCAUCCCGCGGUGUUUGGACGCGAUAGCCGCAAGGCUGUCCUCCAGGCUGUGGGUGUGAUUGGGAGCCAGCGCGCGUGGACUACGAGGAGUGCUGUGGAGUCUAUGUGGGCGAGGCGUGUGGGUGGUGUGAGGAGGGGGUUGGAAGCGUGCAGGAAUUGGGGGGAUGGGGGGGGGGGGGGGUUGGAGGGGGUUAGGGAGGAGAGUUGA
This is a messenger RNA of Pseudogymnoascus destructans, 3824 nucleotides long. RefSeq lists its product as uncharacterized. The coding region runs from base 231 to 3824 and encodes 1197 amino acids. Lineage: Eukaryota; Fungi; Ascomycota; Leotiomycetes; Thelebolales; Thelebolaceae. The record is from RefSeq and is a predicted model, not a curated record. The transcript has 5 exons.